Messenger RNA from Lates calcarifer (barramundi perch), 774 nucleotides. RefSeq lists its product as uncharacterized. The record is from RefSeq and is a predicted model, not a curated record. The coding region runs from base 106 to 774 and encodes 222 amino acids. The transcript has a single exon. NCBI's taxonomy places the organism in Eukaryota, Metazoa, Chordata, Actinopteri, Centropomidae.
GAGACAGUCCUCCGUUGUGUGACCUCCCAGAGCCCAUCUUCCUGGUGCCGGUUCCUUCCCUGGGUGGAGUACGCCCACAACUCUUUGCCCUGCUCCUCUACUGGUAUGUCUCCAUUUUUUUGCGUGUAUGGUUACCAGCCUCCUGUCUUUCCGUCCCUUGAGCAGGAAGUCUCUGUUCCAUCCGCCCACACUUUGGUCCGCCGUUGCCGGGCUGCAUGGGUUCGAGCUCGUCGGGCCUUGUUGAAAAGUUCCCUGACCUAUAAGAAGGCAGCAGAUCGGCGCAGAAUUCCUGCUCCCACUUACAGAACUGGGCAAAGGGUCUGGCUCUCCACAAGGGAUCUUCCUCUCCGAGUUGAGUGCCGUAAGUUGGCUCCUCGCUUUGUGGGUCCUUUCCCAGUGUCUAAAGUUAUUAAUCCUCUUGCUGUGAGACUAAAGCUCCCCAGGACCAUGAGGGUACACCCAACCUUCCAUGUUAGUCGUGUGAAACCUGUUAAGGUGAGUGGGCUGGUCCCUGCCACCAGACCCCCUCCACCCCCCCGGCUCAUCGACGGUGGCCCUGUAUAUUCUGUGAGGAGACUCCUCGCAUCCCGUCGCCGUGGACGCCAGCUUCAAUACUUGGUGGACUGGGAGGGUUAUGGUCCGGAGGAGAGGUCGUGGGUUGCAGCCAAGGACAUCCUGGACCCCACUCUUAUUAGAGACUUUCUCCGCCAGCACCCUCAGGAUCCUGGGCCGUCAGGUGCCGGCCGUAGAGGGGGGGGUACUGUCAGGGUUUGA